Molecule: messenger RNA, 811 nt
Organism: Toxorhynchites rutilus septentrionalis
Lineage: Eukaryota; Metazoa; Arthropoda; Insecta; Diptera; Culicidae
Product: glutathione S-transferase 1-like
Exons: 3
Coding region: 68-736 (222 amino acids)
Biological process (GO): glutathione metabolic process
Molecular function (GO): glutathione transferase activity
Source: RefSeq, a predicted model, not a curated record
CAGUAUUGCCCAAGCUCACAAACCGAGAGGUUGUUACACUAUCAUCCUCAUCUUCAUCACUGAGAAAAUGUCGAAACUGAUUCUUUACACGAUCCAUGUAAGCCCACCAUGCCGAGCGGUAGAACUAACCGCCAAAGCGUUGGGUAUCGAUCUCGAUCAACGCGUAGUCAACUUGCUGGAGGGUGAACAUCUUAAGCCGGAAUUUCUCAAGCUGAACCCCCAACACACCGUUCCGGUGUUGGAUGAUAAUGGUACAAUUAUCGCCGAAAGUCACGCCAUCAUGAUCUAUCUGGUGUCGAAGUAUGGCAAAGACGACAGUCUGUAUCCGAAAGAUCUGGUCAAACAAGCGAAAGUGAUUGGGGCUCUCCAUUUCGAGUCCACGGUGUUGUUCGCCCGCGCCAGAUUCCUGUUUGAACCCAUCAUCUUCUUCGGAUGCAGUGAAAUCCUCCCGGAUAGAGCGGAAUAUGUGGAAAAAUCGUAUCAGAUUCUGGAGAACACUCUCGUCAAUGAAUACGUUGCUGGGGACUCACUAACUAUUGCUGAUUUCAGUUGUAUUUCGAGUGUUUCGUCAUUGAUGGGUAUUAUUCCGAUAGAUGAGCAGAAAUAUCCGAAAAUCCAUGCCUGGAUUAAACGUCUGAAGGCGCUACCCUACUACGAGGAAGCUAACGGCAGUGGAGCGGACGAGGUCGUCAAGUUAGUUUUGAGUUCGAAAGAAAAGAACGCGUCCAAGAUUUGAACAUGUGUAAUCUUCCAAUCACUUAGGAAGUGAACAAAUUGUUUCAAAUUUGAAAUAAAAGCGGUUUUUCAAUAA